AUGUCCCUCCUAGCGAACCCCCUCGUCACAUCAGAGCAACUGUUCCAGCGGCGCUCGGUCGGCGCGCUGCCGAUCGAAAUUCAAGAUGCCAUCUUCUUCGCUACCCAGUCCCUGACCCAAGCCGCCGGCAUCCUCCUUGAACUUCCUCAAUCCGUCACAGCACAAGCCAAUGUCCUUCUAGCGCGCUACUGGCUAGUCGAGAACAUGAUGGCUGACGAGUUCAGCGUACGCACCCUCCUCCCCCUCCUGCCCCCUAGCCCAGAGGCUAACCGUUCCCAGGACGUCUCCGCCGCAAUCCUCUACCUCACAGCGAAGCUUUCCUCACACCCGCGCUCCCCGCGCGAGCUCUCCGCCAUCUACUCCUACCUCCUAUCCAAAUCCUCACCGUUCUUCCGAACUCAACAAUUACAAAACCUCCCUAAAUACGUCCCCCCGCCCGAAUCCCACUACCAAUCCUUCCGCCCGCGCCUCCUGACCCUUGAAUCGCGCAUCCUCGCUGCCCUCUCCUUCAACACCCACGUCGCCCUUCCUCAUCCCCUCGCCAUCACAUACCUGCAGUCAUUAGACUUCUUCUGUCACCCGCGCCGUGAAGCCCUUGCCCGACGGACGAUAGCGUAUCUCAACACCGCGUUGCUGUCCCCCCAGCUGUUGUAUACCACACACCAGCCGCAUGCACUGGCCGUCGCGGCAAUAUAUUGCGCGGCGAGAGACUUGGGGGCAAAGAUGCCUGAGUGUGAGUGGUGGGAGGUGUUUGAUGUGGAGAGGGAGGAGCUGGGGUUUUUGGUGGUGGGGAUGAGGAGUGUAGAGGGCUGGGCGAGGGAACGGUUGAUGGUAGAGGUGCCGACUAGUGAGGGGGGGAUGAUCACGAGGGGGGAUGUGGAGAGGGUUUUAAGGGAGAGGGAGGAGAAGAGGGGGUGA
This is a messenger RNA of Thermochaetoides thermophila DSM 1495, 918 nucleotides long. RefSeq lists its product as uncharacterized. Bases 1 to 918 code for a protein of 305 amino acids. NCBI's taxonomy places the organism in Eukaryota, Fungi, Ascomycota, Sordariomycetes, Sordariales, Chaetomiaceae. The transcript has a single exon. Gene Ontology annotation, biological process: regulation of transcription by RNA polymerase II. Gene Ontology annotation, molecular function: cyclin-dependent protein serine/threonine kinase regulator activity. Gene Ontology annotation, cellular component: nucleus. The record is from RefSeq and is a predicted model, not a curated record.